This is a messenger RNA of Brachypodium distachyon (stiff brome), 2481 nucleotides long. RefSeq names its product probable methyltransferase PMT17. Gene Ontology annotation, cellular component: trans-Golgi network; cytoplasm; endosome. The transcript has 7 exons. The record is from RefSeq and is a predicted model, not a curated record. Bases 329 to 2206 code for a protein of 625 amino acids. NCBI's taxonomy places the organism in Eukaryota, Viridiplantae, Streptophyta, Magnoliopsida, Poales, Poaceae. Gene Ontology annotation, molecular function: methyltransferase activity.
UCCUCUUCCUCGCCGCAAACGAGGUAAUCCUGGAACGAAACAAAAUUUACUAGGUUGAUUGACUGAAUUUCGUUGUACUACUCGGAGCGACGGAGAGCCUUCUUCUUGCCGGCUUCCAUCGUUGUUCCGUCGCUUUCGUGGCUGGAUUCCUCAUCCAUUUUUGACUCCAGACUGCAGCCACUCCACUGCUGCCAGUUCCCAGGGGAAAGUGCGCCGCCGCCGCCGGCCCGCCGCCUUCGUCUCUCGCUGCGGGAGGAGAGGAGGAACCCAAUCAAUCUCAUCUCGCUUCCCCGUUGGUCCGAGAUCUUGCGGAAGAACUCCAGGUCCAAUGGUGAAAGAACAGAGUGGGAUCCGCCAUCCAGAGUUCCAAAGGAUGCGUGUGACAUUGACGAUAGGCGUGAUCGGCCUGUGUGCCACGGCAUACAUUCUUGGUGCUUGGCAAGGCACAUCUUCUAAUACAAGGGCCACCCCUAUAUACACUAAAACCCAGUGCAAUGAUGCUGCUCCGAGUACCUCCAGCACCCCGUCUCUGCAGCCAUCAGGUGCUCGUCUUGAUUUCCAAGCCCACCACCAGGUGGCCUUCAAUGAGUCGUUGCUUGCGCCGGAAAAAAUCCCACCUUGCCAGCUCAAGUACAGCGAGUAUACCCCUUGCCAUGAUCCAAGGAGGGCAAGGAAAUUUCCAAAGGCAAUGAUGCAGUACAGGGAGAGACACUGCCCUAAGAAAGAGGAUCUGUUCCGUUGCUUGAUUCCUGCGCCUCCAAACUAUAAGAACCCCUUCAAGUGGCCACAAAGUCGGGACUAUGCUUGGUAUGAUAACAUUCCUCACCGGGAGCUGAGCAUCGAGAAAGCUGUCCAGAACUGGAUUCAGGUUGAAGGGGACCGAUUUAGAUUCCCUGGUGGUGGUACAAUGUUCCCGCAUGGUGCUGAUGCUUAUAUCGAUGAUAUCAAUGCCCUCAUACCAUUAACUGACGGCAAUAUCAGAACUGCACUUGAUACUGGAUGUGGGGUGGCAAGUUGGGGUGCUUUUCUUCUUAAGAGGGGCAUCAUCACCAUGUCAUUUGCACCGAGGGAUUCGCAUGAGGCGCAGGUACAGUUUGCAUUAGAACGGGGAGUGCCGGCCAUGAUUGGAGUGAUGGGAACCGAAAGAAUCCCAUACCCUGCUCGAGCAUUUGACAUGGCACACUGCUCUAGAUGUUUGAUCCCAUGGAACAAGCUUGAUGGUAUCUAUCUAAUUGAGGUGGACAGAGUUCUUAGACCAGGAGGCUACUGGAUCCUCUCUGGACCUCCAAUCCAUUGGAAGAGGCACUCCAAGGGGUGGCAAAGAACAGAAGAUGACCUGAAGCAAGAGCAAGAUGAGAUUGAGGACUUAGCAAAGCGCCUCUGCUGGAAGAAGGUGGUAGAGAAAGAUGAUCUUGCUAUAUGGCAGAAACCUAUCAACCACAUAGAAUGUGCUAAUAAUCGGAAGGCCGAUGAAACUCCACCGAUUUGCAAAAGCAGUGAUGUGGAUUCUGCUUGGUACAAGAAGAUGGAGACAUGCAUAUCUCCUCUUCCAAAUGUGAAAAGUGAAGAAGUUGCUGGUGGAGCUCUUGAGAAAUGGCCAAAAAGAGCACUGACCGUCCCCCCAAGAAUAACUCGAGGUUCAGUUUCAGGCCUUACCCCUGAGAAAUUCCAAGAGGACAACAAGUUGUGGGCAGAGAGAGUGAACUACUACAAGAAACUGAUUCCGCCACUAGCUAAGGGGCGAUAUAGGAACGUAAUGGACAUGGAUGCAGGGAUGGGUGGUUUUGCAGCUGCACUGAUGAAGUAUCCACUUUGGGUGAUGAAUGUGGUGCCUGAAGGCUCCUCUAAUGACACCCUUGGUGUUAUUUAUGAACGGGGUUUCGUUGGCGCAUACCAGGAUUGGUGUGAGGCUUUCUCAACGUAUCCGAGGACAUAUGAUCUCAUCCACGCUGAUAAAGUAUUCAGUUUUUAUCAAGAUAGGUGUGACAUAACAUAUAUUCUGUUGGAGAUGGACCGGAUUCUGAGGCCUGAAGGAACAGUAAUCUUCAGGGAUACCGUGGAGAUCUUAGUGAAGAUACAAGCAAUUUCUGAAGGCAUGAGAUGGAAGAGCCAAAUCAUGGACCACGAGUCUGGGCCAUACAACCCUGAGAAGAUCCUUGUGGCUGUCAAGACUUACUGGACCGGAGAGCCAGCUCAAAAGCAAUAGCUGUUUUUGCCUUAGUGUUCUAGUCAGCAAUGAUGUAAACAGAACAUACCACUGCAUCCUUCUGUUUGGCCUUUCUGUCUUUGAUUCAUUGCCAAGCCUGUCUUAGCUUCAGGAUAUCUGUAUAUAGGAGGCAACAUGAACUAUGUAGCUAGAAUAGUGUCGCCAUCGAUUCUGCAGUGAGAAUUGAUUGUGAGUUGUCUUGUGGCACAUUGCAAUGGUUGAAUGGUGUAUAAGAUGAUAUUCAGUCAAUUGUUUUGAAAUGAUAUUCUCUCAUA